GGUCCGGUUUUUUCUUCAUUUCUGUCUCGUGAUCAGUACAAUCAGUGUAGACGUUUAACUCCCGAGAGUUAGUUGUUCAGCGAGGAAGAAUUUUUUAAAUAUGCGGGUACUUGUUAUUGGAGCCGGAAGUGCUGGACUAGCUGCCCUCAGACAUUGCGUAAAGGAUUUGAAAAAGUCGGCAGAGAGUGCAACAAUUGGAACCCGAAAAAUUAGUGAAGUUGUUUGUUAUGAACGAUGCGAUAAAAUUGGGGGGACUUGGGUCUAUACUGAAAAAAUUGGAGUUGAUAAGUAUGGGCUGCCCAUUCACUCCAGCAUGUAUGAUAGCCUAAGGACUAAUUUGCCGAAAGAAGUCAUGGGAUAUCCAGACUUCCAAUACGAUGUGAAAACCACCAAAAGCUAUCUGACGCGUACGGAAAUCCUAGAUUUCUUAGAGCGGUACUGCGACCACUUUGACAUUCGCCAAUACAUACAAUUUGUUCAUAAUGUGGAGCUGAUCGAACCUUCCCUUGAAGAGGAAAAUCAGAAGCAAUGGAAAGUAACGGUGAGGAAUCUCAAAGAGGGACUGACGAAGGUAGAAUAUUUUGAUGCGAUUAUGGUCUGCAACGGUCAUUAUUUCCAACCGUAUGUACCAACCAUUGAAGGCAACGAGAAGUUCAAAGGAAAAAAAUUGCACAGCCACGAUUAUCGAGUUCCUGACGCUUUCGAAAAUAAAACUGUUGUUGUUGUUGGUGCAGGACCGUCAGGAAUGGAUUUGGCUUUGGAGAUUUCGAAAAAGGCCCGAAAUGUUAUCUUAAGCCAUCACAAUAAAGAUCCAAUCCGUACAAUCUUCCCAGAAAAUGUAAUUCAGCUUCCCGAUAUAAAAAAAAUGUUGGAAAACGAAGUGGAGUUCGUGGACAACACUAGAAGAGAAGUUGACGUUAUUUUAUACUGCACUGGAUACAAGUACAAUUUCUCAUUCCUAUCCCGGCAAUGUGGGGUGAGAGUUGAAGAUAAUAUGGUGACACCACUUUGGAAGCAUCUCUUGUCUGUGGAAAAUCCAACAUUAGCUCUUAUCGGUCUUCCGUUUUAUGUCUGUGCCUUCAGCAUGUUCGAUUUACAAGUACGAUUUGUCGUGGAGUAUUGGACAGGAAAAAAAACAUUGCCAUCAAGAGAGCAGAUGGUUGCUGAGGAGACUCAAGAAUUAGAGAAGAAAAAACUACAAGGACUGAAGAAACGUCAUUUUCACAUGAUGGGGCCUGAGCAAGGUCGUUACUACGACGAUUUAGCCAUUACUGCUGGGCUCAUUCCUCUACCCCCUGUUCUCACGAAACUCCACAAUGAGAGUAGUCUGCGAUUCCUAGAGGAUCUUGUUCACUAUCGAGAGGAUAGAUAUCAAAUAUUAGAUGACUUUAAUUUUGUUCAAUUGUAAUUCACAUCUAUAUCGAGCAAUUCGAAGCAAUAAACCGCCACGAUAUCAACAUAUUA
Messenger RNA from Fopius arisanus, 1464 nucleotides. RefSeq names its product flavin-containing monooxygenase FMO GS-OX5. The transcript has 6 exons. The coding region runs from base 101 to 1408 and encodes 435 amino acids. The record is from RefSeq and is a predicted model, not a curated record. NCBI's taxonomy places the organism in Eukaryota, Metazoa, Arthropoda, Insecta, Hymenoptera, Braconidae. Gene Ontology annotation, molecular function: flavin adenine dinucleotide binding; N,N-dimethylaniline monooxygenase activity; NADP binding.